This is a messenger RNA of Morus notabilis, 543 nucleotides long. RefSeq names its product protein NRT1/ PTR FAMILY 5.10-like. NCBI's taxonomy places the organism in Eukaryota, Viridiplantae, Streptophyta, Magnoliopsida, Rosales, Moraceae. The transcript has a single exon. The annotation marks the transcript as partial. The record is from RefSeq and is a predicted model, not a curated record. Gene Ontology annotation, cellular component: membrane. Gene Ontology annotation, molecular function: transmembrane transporter activity. Gene Ontology annotation, biological process: transmembrane transport.
GGACUAGGUUUGUUGACUCUAUCAGCUGUUCUUCCAUCUCCGAGUGGUUCUGAAUGCCAAACCAACGAUAUCACUUCAUGUUCUCCUCCUUUGUUCCAAGUAAUAUUAUUCUUCUUUUCUCUAUAUCUAGUAGCAUUUGCUCAAGGUGCACACAAGCCAUGCACUCAGGCUUUUGGGGCCGAUCAGUUUGAUGGUGAAAAUCCAGAAGAAUGCAAAGCGAAAAGCUCCUUCUUCAACUGGUGGUAUUUUGGUGUAUGUGCCGGUGCCUUGGUAGCAAUUGCGGUUGUGAGCUACAUACAAGACAAUCUGAGUUGGGCACUGGGAUUUGGGAUUCCUUGUAUUGUAAUGGUUAUUGCAUUUGUCGUCUUCUUGCUUGGAACUACAACUUAUAGGUUUAGCAUUACACACAAUGAGAAAGGUCCUUUUGUCAGGAUCGGUAGGGUGUUUGUUGCAGCGUUUAGGAAUUGGCGAAGAACUCCUCCAUCAACUAUAGCCACUGAAAUGGAAGUACUGCCUCACCAAAGAUCUGAACAGUACAAGUAA